AUGAACGCAAUCUUCUUCACCGGCCUAUUCUGCUCGUUACUGCUCCUUUGUAGCACAUCACCAGUUUCUACGUAUGUCAAUUAUGAAGACGACAGGCCGCACCGUGUCAAGCGUUUCGGUGGCUUCGGUCGUUUCGGCGGUGGUGGCUAUCCGGGCUUCGGCGGUGGCGGCUAUCCUGGCUUCGGCGGUGGCGGCUUUCCCGGCCUCGGCGGUGGCGGCUAUUCGGGCCUUGGCGGUGGCGGCUAUCCGGGCUUCGGCGGUGGCGGAUUCCCCGGAUUCGGCAGCGGUUACGGCAACAGUUACGGACUCGGCUCACGUUACGGACUUGGCGGCUUCAACAACGGUUACUAUGGCGGAUUCGGAUAA
Haemonchus placei is the source of this 366-nucleotide messenger RNA. NCBI's taxonomy places the organism in Eukaryota, Metazoa, Nematoda, Chromadorea, Rhabditida, Trichostrongylidae. The record is from the annotation of a GenBank genome assembly.